This is a messenger RNA of Gastrolobium bilobum, 1224 nucleotides long. RefSeq lists its product as uncharacterized. The record is from RefSeq and is a predicted model, not a curated record. NCBI's taxonomy places the organism in Eukaryota, Viridiplantae, Streptophyta, Magnoliopsida, Fabales, Fabaceae. The transcript has a single exon. Bases 1 to 1224 code for a protein of 407 amino acids. Gene Ontology annotation, molecular function: nucleic acid binding; zinc ion binding.
AUGGAGACUGAAAUGGAUGACCAAUCUGCACCGACGGAUGAGGAUGGGACAAGGGCGUCGAGAGGGAGAGUUCAUCUGGCGGUGGAUUCCCCUCCUAGAGGCGGUAAGAAGCCCAAAGGUGCUGCGAUGGAUGAUGCAUCGAUGGAUGACAACAUGAACGAGGAGGGUGAGGCUGUGUCUGAACCAGAUCAUCAUUCCCCAUUGUUAUCAGGUGAGAAGCUGACAGAGGUUAGUGUUGGCCCUCGCAGUAGAGUGGUCUCUUAUAAAGAUAAACUGUUAAGAUUGAACGAGCAAGGAGGUCAUUCAGACAAUGAUGAGGAGGAUCGGGUUUCAAAACAGAAGCGAGAGGAUGAGGAGGCGAAGCUGAUGGAAGGGCUGGCUCAGGAUGUUCCUGAUGAUCCACUUUGCCCGAGGUAUACUUUCUCUGUGGAAGAACACAAGAGAGAUUGUGAGCAAUGGAGAAAGGCACUCAUCAUCAAGCUUAUAGGGAAGAGAAUGAGGGCUAGGGUCCUCAUGAUGAGACUUCAGAGACUGUGGAGUUUGAUGGGUGCUUAUGAGCUCAUUGACCUUGAUAACGGGCACUUGCUGCUGCGAUUCCAAGAGGAUAAUGACUAUCGUCAUGUCCUUGAGGAAGGCCCGUGGAUUGUCAACGACCAUUAUGUGGUUGUCCAGCGCUGGAGGUCAUUCUUCGACCCGUAUGAUGAGAGCUUUAAGAGAUUAGCUGUGUGGAUUAGAAUCCCUGGGCUGCCUAUCGAGCUUUACACGACACGUCAUCUAUGGAGAAUUGGGAAUAUUUUUGGGCGUACUCUCAAGGUGGAUAGGAAUUCUCUAAGGAAAAGUGAUCUUGGAGAUGUCAUCACUGAGAGAGGUCGUUUUGCUCGAAUUUGCGUGGAAGUAGACUUGAGAAAAAGCUUCCUGUCAAAAUUUGUUAUUGGUAAUACAGUUUAUCAGGUUGGUUACGAGGGAUUACAUCUUAUAUGCUUUGAGUGUGGGUUAUAUGGGCACAGGCAGAACCAAUGUCCAGCAGCCCAAGAUCGGUGUAAAGGCCAUGAGGAAGUCAGUAAAGGGCAGGUGAAUGUGAUGAGUCCAGCUCCUCAUAAGGAAAAGAUGGAAGUUAAGCAGGAUGAAGCCUUUGAAAGCUGGAUGGUGGUGCAAAGGAAGCCUAGGAAUAGGAAACAAAAGGCUAAAUCUUCUAGUCCCACGAAGGAAGGGGAUGGGGAGUAG